Molecule: messenger RNA, 543 nt
Organism: Cooperia oncophora
Lineage: Eukaryota; Metazoa; Nematoda; Chromadorea; Rhabditida; Trichostrongylidae
Source: the annotation of a GenBank genome assembly
AUGAAACACACUCGCUUACUUCGCCAAUGGCGCAGACUGAAUUCUCUGCCGACAAAGGAUGGUGCUGCGUCAAGGUUCCCUGAUGAUGACGAUGCAGCCAGUGAACGUGAAGACCUGGACCGAACUCAUGUGGAUGCAGUGGUGAUUACGCAUUUAGCCAAUUUUUUAUUCCAGAAAAAUCACCCUGAGUCUGCGAAAUCUGCUCCGCAAUUAACUGAAGACGAAACGCCAAUAGAAACAGCUUUCGUGGACGCAAUCCGGGAACGUCGACGAAGUAGCGUGCCUCCGAUUGCCGAUGGUAUCCUAACUCCACCAACUCCACCGCCAACCACCCCUGCCCAAUCUGGUGCCACAAGAGCUGUGCCGGAGUUCUACGAUCAUUCGCGGCAUCCGAGCAUACGUCUUAAAGCCCCUAGUGCCAAGAAGAAGAAGAUGACCCUGCUACGAGUGGAACAAGCCGAUGUCCAAGUGGAACUGCUCAAUGGUCAGCGUAUUGAGGUGAGUUACGUGCAACCGAGCAUUUUGGGAAGAAACAGGAACUGA